Messenger RNA from Ficedula albicollis (Collared flycatcher), 1941 nucleotides. RefSeq names its product gastrula zinc finger protein XlCGF9.1-like. Gene Ontology annotation, molecular function: RNA polymerase II cis-regulatory region sequence-specific DNA binding; DNA-binding transcription factor activity, RNA polymerase II-specific. The coding region runs from base 672 to 1247 and encodes 191 amino acids. The transcript is spliced from 2 exons. Gene Ontology annotation, cellular component: nucleus. Lineage: Eukaryota; Metazoa; Chordata; Aves; Passeriformes; Muscicapidae. Gene Ontology annotation, biological process: regulation of transcription by RNA polymerase II; central nervous system development. The record is from RefSeq and is a predicted model, not a curated record.
CAGNACACCCUUUUUCUUACCACAUAGAUUCCUCCUGCUGCUUCUUGCCUGAACCAUAUUCCUGCACACUCCCCUUCACCCAAUCCCUUUCCAGCACACCAACAGCAUCUAUCCUCUCUUGUCUAAAUCCCUUCUGGACGUCACUUAUUGCCCCCCAUGGGUGUCCAUGUCCUCAGUUAUCUCUGGGAGAAUGGGCAAACUCCCUCAACAUGCUCCCAAGGGACCCUUCAGAGAAAAUUUGGCAUCAUCAUCCCAUUUGCCAGGAGCCCUUCCUGGCUUUCCCUUUCUCCCCUCCAUGGGUGCCCUGCCAUGUUUAGUCCCUGAAGAUCCCACUGCACUCACUGAUGAGAUUUUCAGUGCUGUCUGGCUGCCGACUCUUCACAGCCCCCUGAUCUGUCACUCCUCUGUCUCCUGGUCACUCUCAGGUACCCAAUCCAUGCCCAGUGCCGUCGGCCCCCAAGAGAGCCAAUCACCCAAACUGGGUGAGGCACCGUCAGCUCCACUCUCUUCCCCUGCCGCAGAUGGGGGAAGGAAUUCUGGCCGAGCCCCAAGACACAAGAUGCCAAAUGAUUUCCUGAGGUGAACUUGGGCAAGGAGGAACCCCCAGACCAAGGUGCUCUUCUCUUGUUCUUUCCCUAUACCAGUUAUUUUCCUUCCCAAGGCAUGGGCAGAUGGAGGAGGAGGAGGAAAAACCCCAGAGAUACAUCACAAGGAGGAGCUGCAAACCCAGCCCAGGGAGCUGCAAGGAGGAAAGACCCUCCCUGAGCUGGGAAGGUGGCCGGAGAUCCAGGCAGAGCUCAGAGCUGGUGGAGAAGCCUCAUGGAGGGGAGAAGCCCCACAAGUGCUUGGAAUGUGGCAAGGGUUUCAGGUGGAACUCUGAGCUGAUCCGGCACCAGAGGAUCCACACUGGGGAGAAGCCCUAUGAGUGUGGGAAAUGUGGGAAGAACUUCAGGCGGCGCUCCCACUUGAUCCAGCACCAGAGGAUCCACACUGGGGAGAAGCCAUAUGAGUGUGGGAAAUGUGGGAAGAGCUUCAGGACAAUGUCUGAUCUGAUGCAGCACCAGGUGAUCCACACUGGGGAACGGCCCUACACCUGCUUAGAAUGUGGGAAGAGCUUUGGGUGGAUGUGCUACCUGAAUAAACAUCAGCUCAUCCACACCACGGAGAGGCCCUUCGAGUGUCCUGAGUGUGGGAAGUGCUUCUCAGAGAGCUCAACCUUGACCAAACACCAACGGAGACACCACUAGGGGAAGCCCUGUGAGUGCCCCGAGUGUGGGAAGAGCUUUGUGCUCUCCUCCAGCUCCAUCCCCCAUGGGAGGAUAGGUGUUGGAUGAUCCCCAGUGACCCCCUUUGGGCAGAGCUCUGGUGAUCUGUGGCCCUGGUGAUCCAUGUCGGGAGGGCACCUGGGUGGGGGGACUCUGCAUCAUCCUGUCUCCCUGUGGGCACCUGGGUGACCGCAGGGGCAGGAACAUCCAUUGGGACACAAACUGACAUUGGGAAUUCCUUGGGAAGAGUGGAUUUGCUCACUUUCAACCCCAGAAAUUCUUCUGCGUUCAAUCCUAUCCUCUGGUAGCAUCCAGGAAUACUGAAUGGUCUUUGGGUUCUUUUCCCUUGUGGUGGUUUGUAAAGAUUUCCUGAAAUUUUUUACCUGCUGCGACCUGGGCAGUUUUCCUUGUAUCUGACAAGAAUCAGUCAGUGUCGGAUUUUUAAUAUUGACACAUUGUUACAGCAAUAAGCGAGUCUAUGCCUCCUUGUGAAACGCACACUUAAAGACAAAAAGCCCCGGGAAAGUUCUCUUUCCCUUCCAGCCUCUCACAAAGUAACACCAGCCCAGGCCCCCUCCACGCGGCCGGGCCGGGCAAGGGCAGGCGGGCUCUGACUCAGAGCUCAGGAAGCUGCCGGGCCCCGUUUUCAAGCAGGGACCCUGAUAUCCAGGGAAAG